Molecule: messenger RNA, 1819 nt
Organism: Diorhabda carinulata
Lineage: Eukaryota; Metazoa; Arthropoda; Insecta; Coleoptera; Chrysomelidae
Product: glucose dehydrogenase [FAD, quinone]-like
Exons: 3
Coding region: 1-1788 (595 amino acids)
Molecular function (GO): oxidoreductase activity, acting on CH-OH group of donors; flavin adenine dinucleotide binding
Source: RefSeq, a predicted model, not a curated record
AUGACCUACACCGCAGAGACCCGGCCAGAAACGGCGAAAACCAAAAGAAUGAUGGAAACAGCAGAGAUGAAAGUGCUACGCAGGAUAGCCGGAAAAACCCUACUGGACAGGGAAAAAAAUUAUGGUACUUACGAUUUUGUAAUCAUUGGCGCGGGAUCAAGUGGCACAGUACUAGCAAAUAGGUUAUCAGAAAUAACAUCAUGGAAAAUUCUUUUAAUAGAAGCUGGUGAUUUCUCUGAUGGAGGCUUGAUAAACAUUCCUGCUUAUUACAACUACCAUGCCAAAUCUAAAUAUAAUUGGGCCUAUACAUCUGUUCCUCAAAAAAACUCUUGUCUUGGCAAUCCAAACAAAUCCUGUUCCAUAGAUUGUGGUAAAGGAGUAGGAGGUGGAACAUUAAUAAAUGGAUACGUCUAUUCUCGUGGUCCACGCGAACAAUACAAUAAUUUAGCUAAAGUGAUUGAUGAUCCAUCUUGGAACUUUGAUAGUUUACUGCGGUACUUUAAAAAAACUGAAUAUUUUCAUUGGAACGAACCAGAACUACCAAUAAAUAUUUCAUAUCACGGGCAAGUUGGUUUAUUGAGUGUUCAAAACGCGCUGUACAAUGAAAAAUUUGCUAAACCAUUUUUUGAAGCAAACAAGGAACUAGGUUAUUCAACAGUUGAUUACAACGGAUCUAGUAUGAUCGGCUCUUCUAUCAUUCAACAAUUCAUCAAAUUUGGUAAUAGAGAAGAUUUUGGAAACGUUUUCAUAACUCCAUUCCUUGGGAGGUCUAGUUUGGAAGUUACUACAAGAAGUUAUGUCAUAAAAAUUGAGAUUAAUAACGUGACCAAAAUAGCAGAAAGUGUUUUAUUUACUAAAAAUGGGAUAAUUUAUCGAGCGAAAGCCUCAAAGGAGGUCCUAUUAUCAGGCGGAACUGUAGCCAGUCCUCAAAUUCUCAUGCUUUCGGGAAUAGGACCAAAAAAUCAUUUAGAGUCUUUAGGCAUUGAUGUAAUUCAAAAUUUAGAAGUAGGAAGUCGAUAUAAAGAUCAUGCUAUUGUAACAAUACCAUUUUCUACUGAUGUUAAAUUGCAAGAGACGCCUUUCCCUGUAAAAUUAGUACAAUACUUACAAGGUUACGGUGAUCUAACAGCUGCUACUCGCUCUCAAAUUCUGGGCUUUUUUCAAAUAAAUAGGAAUAUCAGUAACAUACCAGAUUUUGAAAUAUUUUCCUAUAUUGGUCAAAACCUAUCGGCGACAAUACAGUCGGAAGUUCAAACUGUUAAAAACACGAAUAUUUCAUUUGUAUUAUCGUAUUUUGGCUCGAAAUCAACAGGUUCACUCCGAUUAAAAAGCAAUAAUCCCUACGAGUACCCAUUAAUAGACCCUAAUUUACUUUCCGACGCUAAUAACGAGGAUAUAGAUGGAUUGUACCGCAGUUUAAAAUAUGUCUUCAAGCUCGUGGAUACUAAGCCGUACAAAAAAUAUAAUUUAAAGUUUUUAGAUGACCGUCCUCCGGAAUGUGCAGUUUAUCAAUACAAUUCCAAAGAUUACUGGCAAUGCUAUUUAAAACAAGGUAGUAUAAAUGGACUGCAUAUGACAGGUACAUGUGUUAUGGGUACUGAUCCAUCGGAAGGGGCAGUCAUAGAUUCAAAUUUAAAAGUUUACGGAAUACAAAAUCUGAGGGUUGUCGAUUCCAGUAUUUUCCCUGAACCCAUAGUAGGACAUUCGACUAUUCCAUGUGCAAUGGUAGCCGAAAAAAUAAGUGAUGUGAUAAAAACUGAGUAUGGACAAACUGUAUUUUUAGACUGAAUGUUAUAAAAACAUAUUUUGUAUCUGCUAA